AUGGUACUACAGUAUGAUGAGAGCGUUCGCAACCUGCUGUAUCGGAGAUCAUGCCAAUACACGCAGGGUGAGCGCUCUGGAGGCCACGUCGAGGAGGCCGCCGACCUCGUCGAGAAGGUGAAGAACUUCACCAAGCGUUAUCCGAAUAGUCGGACAGCUUAUGCUUGCAGAGCUGAGGGGGGAUGCACUCCCGACGCUAUCGCUGAAGCCAUCCGCUCGACAUGUCGGCAGGCGAGACGCGACCUGUUUGAAGACUCUCUGAGCGAAUGGAGCUCAGAGUCGAAAGCAUGGUUUAUUCAACAGAUGGAGGAGGCCAAGAAGCAGAAUGUCGAGACAUACAUCGGCACCAAAGGCACCGAGGGGACCUCCUUCAUCUCCAUGACUCUCCUAGGGAUUUCCUCGAUGUUUGUUCGACAAGAAGAAAAGUUGAAAACGAAGCUUAUGGAGCUAGGUCUCAUGGUAGACUCAGUCGAUGGAGUCGACAAGGCCAUCAUGUGGAAAGCACCUUACAGACCUGAGAUAGCACGAGCAGACGACAUCUCAGUCACCGUCUCCUUCCUUCGGAAUGAAGCAGCCAUAGAGCUAUGGGAAGGCAGGAGAGAAUACACUAUCGAAGGGAGAGUCUUUCGAGCCACAGAGGUGAGCAUAGCACACGACCGGUCCUUCAAGCUUCGAGCCAAGCGAGGACCUUGGGGCAAGGGAGGGAGCCUUGCCGAGCUAUCACAGCUCCUAGCUCUCGGAGGAAUGUCGACGGCCGAGAUCGCUCAGAUUUAUCGAUUUCAGCUGCUCUCGCAAUCCGAGGCUUGCAGCCGCAGAGGUACAACCGCUUGCAGGCAUGCUCGUGCAGGGUGCUGGGCAGAGAGGUCGCAAGGGGCCGAGCCCGAAGACGUAUGUCGCUGUUGGGGCAAGUACGGGAACUCUCCAGCAAAAAGAGCUGGAGUGGGUGCUCAGCUCGCCUUCGACGGCAAGUUGCGAGCAGACCUUGGCCUCGUUCAGAGAGAGCGAGGCGAUGGAGGGGGUGCAUCUCACUCUCAUCAGCGACGACGCCAAGCUCACGGGGAGACGUUUGCAGUCGAGCUCACAGCCGACACCUUCGUUCCUAGGGGAAAGAUCGCUAAGCAGAGGAGGGCACUUCGCGAGAGAGAUUUAGGGUUUAGAGGGUCUUGUUGGCAGCCUUGA
Messenger RNA from Guillardia theta CCMP2712, 1179 nucleotides. RefSeq lists its product as hypothetical. NCBI's taxonomy places the organism in Eukaryota, Cryptophyceae, Pyrenomonadales, Geminigeraceae. The record is from RefSeq and is a predicted model, not a curated record. The coding region runs from base 1 to 1179 and encodes 392 amino acids. The transcript has a single exon.